Messenger RNA from Chondrus crispus (carragheen), 2567 nucleotides. RefSeq lists its product as hypothetical. The record is from RefSeq and is a predicted model, not a curated record. Gene Ontology annotation, biological process: carbohydrate metabolic process. Gene Ontology annotation, molecular function: kinase activity; phosphotransferase activity, alcohol group as acceptor. Bases 1 to 1254 code for a protein of 417 amino acids. Lineage: Eukaryota; Rhodophyta; Florideophyceae; Gigartinales; Gigartinaceae. The transcript has 2 exons.
AUGGUGAUCUUGUGUGCUUACGGCUCCUCAGGACAGAUGCAGGACUUGAUCGCCGUAGGUCCUUCCCCUCCUGCUCUUCUUCGGACAGAAGCUGUUCUCUACUCUGACGCACGCGCACAGGCCGCGGCCGCCUCUCUUUCGGCACAGCUUGGCGAGCGGGUCGACGCAACGGGCAUCCUCCCUAAGCUCACGCUGCUCCCCCCACCCACACAGCAAGCUAUGGCCUCGUACAAACUGCUACUGGGCGCUGCGGACUAUGUUGUGCAUAAGUUUUGUAAGGAAAAACCGACGGUGACUGACGCGACGACCGUCUCCACGACAGGGCUGACGCGUGGGGCGCAUCGCGAGUAUGAUAGCGAGAUGCUGCGCCUGGCCGGUCUAGGGCACUUCGAGACGUUGCUACCGGACAUAUUGGCGCGGCCGCAAGUGGUGGGACGCGUGAGUAAGUUGGUAGCAGAGGAGUUGGGGAGAGGGGAGAUGGAGGGGAUUCCGGUGGUGCACGCGGGAGGCGACGCGUUUAGCGCGACGGUUGGGGCAGGGAGAGAGGGGCGUGGGGGGGGGUUGUAUGUGUAUUGUGGGAGCAGCGGGUGGGUGGGAGGGAGCGUGGAGCGGAAGGGGUUGAAGGAGGUCGAGGACGGGGUGUUCAGGCUUGGACACGCGGGUGAUGAGAGGUUAGAGGUGAGGGUGGGGAGCGUGGGAGCAGCAGGGGUGAACGUGAGCUUUGCGGGGGCAACGCUGCUGGGGGGAGUAGACGCGGGGGAGGUAUGCCGACUGGCGAGGGGGGCUGCAGUGGGGGCGGGGGGGCUGAGUUAUGUCCCAUACUUGGAGGGGAGAAGGUGUCCGAGGCCCAGCGUGGGGAUGAGGGGGGGCUUGGUGGGGAUGACGGGCGGGGUGGGACGGGAGGAAGUGGCGCGAGCAGUGGUGGAGGGAGUUGUGUUCGCGCUGGCGGAGGCGGGGGGCGGUGGUGCGGGAAGGGGCGUGCGCAUGGUUGGGGGAGGUGUCGAGUGUGAGGUGCUUGUGAGGGGAAUUGCAGCUUUGGUUGGUGGGGGGGAAGUGGAGGUCGGAAGCGAGGCGAAGGGUGUAGGGAUUGUGGGAGCCGGGCGAACGGCAAAGGAGGUUGUCGAUGGGGAGGCGGGAGAGGAGUGGUGGAGUACGGAGAAAGUCGUGCGGGUUGGCGAGGAAGAGAUGGGAAGGUGGGUCGAGGCGUUUGCGCAGUGGAGGAGGUCUGUGCAGGUGAUGGAGGGACUCCUGUGACAGGCCGGCACUAGCACUGCUGUCCGCAAAGCAUGAAUUCGAAGCGUGCUCGGUUGCAUUCUAGCCAUGCAUUGAUUUUUCUAUUUCUUCGAAACCCUUUCAUCUCCGACCCUGCUGCUCCGCUUCCACUUGAACAUCUCCCUUCGACAUGCUCCAACUACGAGUUUGCCUCGCCGCGACGGAGACUUCACUCCCCGUCGCUGUACCCGACGCCGCCACUGUCGCCGACUUACGCGCCGCUAUUUUUGCCGCCGCGCCCGCGCGGCUAGACCCAGCGAAGCACCGUCUGCGUCUCAUCGCCGCGGGGAAGCUGUUACAUCCCGCGGCGACGCUGGCGAGUGCCUCCGUGCAUGACGGCGACUUCAUCCACUGCGCCGUGUCGGAACUGGACGCCGCGCACGCCCCCGACCCCAAGACUGACCAUGCCGACGCCGCGUCGCAGCACGGACCGCGCCCGAUUCUCGUCACCGAGGACGCCACAGGCGAGACUCGCAUCCUGCUACCGGCCGCCACGCAGACUAUUGCCACCCUGCGCGCUGCGGGGCUGUCGGACGAGCAAAUCAUCGCCGUGCGCUUUUCCUUCUUGCUUGACGAGGAGGAGGAGGCCGGCGGGGAGCCCCUGCGGCUCGACUUGGACGAGCUUGAGGCGAAUGAGCGCCUCGCCCUUGCGGCGCAGAAUCCGGGUGGGGUGCAGAUGGAAAUGCCGGAAGCGGAAGAUGGCGCGUGGACAGACUAUUUGUUCGGGUUCACGUUAGGGGCUCUGUUGGGACUAAUCAUGCUCAUUUUGUCGCUCGAUCGCAGCAUUGCGCUGAGCAGGAGAUGGAAGAGGGGGAUUGCUAUGGGGGCAUUGUUGAACGUUGUGUUUGGAGUGGCGCUGCUGGUUAACGACGGUAGCCCACGGUGAGCGGGCGGGCGGUCGGGGAAGAGAUUGCGCCGCACCUCGACACGUCACUGCGUUUCUUGCUUUUACCGUUUUUGCUAAUCCUCUCCCAUUUUCGUCCUUCCGUAGCUAUUGGCUGCUACUCUCCACGUCGGUGAGUGAAACCUGGAUUGGUGUUUUACGACGCAGAGUUCUACUGUAUUAUUCGCUAACUUGUCCGUCAAGAAAAGAUAGAACAGGAGACGCUUUUGCUUCUUUCUGUUUCGAAUACAGCAUUAUGCAAGUGAUAAGCAUCACUUCAACUGAAACUUACACAGGCAAACAGAAAUCCACUCUUCAGCAGUCUUACCUUCUACCUGUCGAACGCUAUUUUGAUUUCACGCGUAGUGUUCGUUCGUGAUAAUAAAUUAAACCUGGAAUCCCGAAGUUUUAA